GCCCUUCUGUUGUUUUGUUUCCGUUUCUUCCAUUUCCGUUCUAACUUUCCAGAAUCAAAAGUGCGAUAUGUGGCGAUCGUAUAAAAGUUUCAAAAGUUUCCAAAAGCCACUGUUUACACAAUUUGAUAGUUAUAUUUUCAAACUCUAAACGACUCCAAUAUGGCAACUACGAUUGCAUGGACUCUCGCGUCCUCGCGCUUCAAAUCGUCGUUUUUUAACAGUGCUAAGCUACUGAAUACUAACAAGCACCGGUGAUCAGACUCCUGUGCUGUUUUAUGGGUGUUUCUUAUGACAUGUUUAUUCCUGAUAGAUGGUAAAAAAUCGCGAUGGGCCUAGUCACUGGGCAGGCCUCGGAUUUGCGUGAGAGUUGGAGGGGUUUAGAGAGGCGCAUCGCUGCUACAGGAGUCUCCUCCUCUCCGCUCCCUCCACGGAGUCUCACAGAGAACCAUGUUUAGAGGAACUUCAGCGAACACCACUGAUACGUCUGUCUGCUUCCUAAAACGUGGUCGCGGAAGCAAUUCAUGUCAUGUUGAUCAUCUAAAAGAAAAAAAACAACAACUACUUUACACAUUACUGCAUUCUGAUUAUUUUUUUAAAGUACUGUCUUUGACCAUUUUAUUCUUUAGGAUCAAACUUAACUUAAUUCUUCUGGUUUGGUUUACAGGUGGCGGAAUAUCAUUGACAGAAUGUCAAAAAGUGAGACUGAGGAGAUGAUCGAGAUUGAGAUUGAUGGCCAAGAAAAACAGGAGUGCCUAGAAGAAGGGAUAGAGGAGCAGACCAUCACAGCUAGCGAUCUCAUCACUCAGGAUAUUGAUAUCAAUGAGCCUGUCGGGAAUUUGAAGAAGUUGUUGGAGCCCCGCCUGCAGAUUGCUCUGGAUGGAUAUGAUAUUUGUCUGCAGGACAUCCAUUUACACCCUGACCACAGCCUUUUUGACCAAGGUGUGAAGACUGAUGGCACAGUGCAGCUCAGUCUGCAGAUUGUCACAAAACCAGGUGAGGAGAAGUUAAAUAUACUUGAGAUUGUGAAGCCAGUAGAGACUGUGGAGGUGGUGAUAGAUCCUGAUGCAGCAGCUGGAGAGGAGGCUCACUUGGUGGAGGACGGUCAGGUGAUAGCGGUGGAGCGAGCUGCAAUUGCAGAUGAGACCUCUGAACAGGUGACCCGAUGGGCAGCUGCACUCGAGGGUUACCGCAAGGAGCAGGUCCGACUUAGUAUUCCAUAUGACCCGGUGCAGUGGACGGCAGAUCAGGUGAUCCACUGGGCAGUGUGGGUGAUGAAGGAGUUCAACAUCGAGGAGAUUGAAGUGGGAGGCAUCCACAUACCAGGUCGGCAACUGUGUGCCUUCAGCCAAGAAGAGUUUCUCCAGAGAGUGCCCAAUGGAGAGAUCCUAUGGAGCCACCUAGAGCUUCUGCGCAAAUAUGUUCUGGCAAGUCAGGAGCAGGGACAAGAAGCUACAGUCACUAUUGACCAGCCUGUGCAGAUCAUCCCUGCGCCUGUACAACAAGCCACACCCACAACUAUUAAGGUGCAGAAGCAUAACAAAGUGCCCCGAGCGCCACGCAUCUCUGGAGAGGAGCGCAGUUCCCCAGGCAACCGUACAGGUAAUAAUGGGCAAAUUCAGUUAUGGCAGUUCCUGCUGGAGCUGCUGACUGAUAAGGAUGCGAGGGACUGCAUUUCCUGGGUCGGAGAGGAGGGCGAAUUCAAACUUAACCAGCCCGAACUGGUGGCUCAGAAAUGGGGUCAGAGAAAGAACAAACCCACAAUGAACUAUGAGAAGCUCAGCAGAGCCCUCAGAUACUACUAUGAUGGAGACAUGAUCAGCAAAGUGCAAGGCAAGCGCUUCGUCUACAAGUUUGUGUGUGACCUGAGGACUCUGAUCGGAUACAGUGCUGCUGAGCUCAACAGUCUGGUGACUGAGUGCGAACAGAAGAAACUUGCACGAGUGCAGCUACACGGCAUCGGGCAACCUGUCAACACAGUUGCCCUGGCAACGGCUGCAGGACAGCCAGUCACCACAGUCACGCUGGCCACUGCUGCCACAUUGGAGAAGGACAGCUGAGUAGAAGGGGCUAUGUGAUAUAUAUGAUGUGGAGAAAGGAAAGGCAAAGACUUUGGGCAGGACAAGUGCAUUUAUGAAUGUGUGUAUGUGUUUUAUGAGUGUGCGUGUGUGCGUAUAUAGAAGAAUGAGUGUUAAGGGACAGUAUAGCAGGGCCCACAAGAGAGAAUGAUCGAGGUUGUGUGUAUGAGAGAAAUAAUGACAUUACUAAUGACCAUAUUUGAGCUUUGAGUUUGUGUAUGCUUCUUCUCUGACUGCAGGGUAGCAUUGGCUGCAUUUCCAUUGUGUAUAUACUCUAUGUUUUUGAUAGCCACAACGGCAGUGUAUUUUGAUAUUUUCCAUUUCUAAAAGAUUUUUUUUAUUUUGAGGUUCUGACUCCCUUGAGGUGAGGUACUUUUAACUGUCCACCAGGGGGAAAUAAAGAGAUAAUUUUUCGAAA
Molecule: messenger RNA, 2493 nt
Organism: Clarias gariepinus (North African catfish)
Lineage: Eukaryota; Metazoa; Chordata; Actinopteri; Siluriformes; Clariidae
Gene: gabpa
Product: GA binding protein transcription factor subunit alpha
Exons: 9
Coding region: 687-2057 (456 amino acids)
Biological process (GO): regulation of transcription by RNA polymerase II; cell differentiation
Cellular component (GO): nucleus
Molecular function (GO): DNA-binding transcription factor activity, RNA polymerase II-specific; sequence-specific DNA binding
Source: RefSeq, a predicted model, not a curated record